Molecule: messenger RNA, 1485 nt
Organism: Mycena citricolor
Lineage: Eukaryota; Fungi; Basidiomycota; Agaricomycetes; Agaricales; Mycenaceae
Source: the annotation of a GenBank genome assembly
AUGACGAGGCUACCGUGGACGACCAUCAGAUGGACAAGAGGCGCGGCAGGACCGCAAUAUCGUGGCUACGAGCUCGUUCCGUCGCCAGAAGCCACACGACGCACAUCGCCACUCGAUCAUGGGGCGCCAGCGCGGGCCAGCUGGACGAGGCGGAGGGUGUUGGUACGAGGGUGUGCUUGCAUGUGCCUGGCUGCACCGGUGCUGCUUCUCCUGGUGCUACUCCUGAAUGGCGUUCCCUCGACGUACUCCGACAUCCGGACCUACGAGCAGCGGCUGCCGCAACACGAGAACGCGACCACUCUCGAGGACAGGCGGAUGUACCUGCGCUUCCCCGGACAUCUGAUAGGCCACGGGUGGAAUAAUGUGCUACAAGAAGCCAUUGUCGCAGCGCAUCUCUCGCACACGAUAAACAGGACAUACGUCUUCGAGGACUACACCUGGUCCCAGUCCCCCCUGCCAUACACGGUGUCCUGGCCGGAUUUUUCGCUGCGUCCGUCGCGGAUACCGCUGAACGCAUUCAUCUCGGGUCCACUCGCCGGGGGCGCGCCAGAGGAGCCUCACAAACGGGCUGUCAGCGCUGCCUUCUUCGAGCAGGUCUGCGCCAGAGACCAGAUUCGUACAGUUCGUGCCACGGCUGAUACGCCAAGCGGUGAGAUGGGUGCGAGCACGUUGGAGGUGCUGGAUUGGUGGGUAGAGCAUCUCAAGUCCGUCGAAGGCGUGCGCUGCGUCGAAAUUGCCUCGGAAGAACCGGUCUUCAACAGAUACUUCUUCGGCUCGGAGCACAUCCUGGCACUUCUCCCUGCCCUCUUUGCCUCGCCGAUCCUCAGUAAAUUCACGUGGUCCCCGCUCGUCAGGAGCGCCGUCGCACGCAACUUCGCCGUCCUCCGCCCCCUCGACAACGCGCAACUCUACCCCCCGCUGCGCAACUUCAAUUCGCCCAUCGCGCCCUCCAACGAGACCUUCGCCGGCCUGCUUGCGGUGCACCUGCGGCAGGGCGACUACGUGCGGCACUGCCCGCGCCUCGCAGCCUGGAACAGCACGUAUCUCGGCAUCAACACGCACCCGGCCCUCCCCGACCGUUUCGUCGCCGGCGCGGGCACAGAAUCGGAAUCGGAAACAGCCGCGGAGUACAUGCAGCAUUGCCUUCCUAGUGUCGAGCAGCUUGUGCAGAGGCUGCACACGGUGCGCGCGGAGCACGGGGACGAGGGGAGCCCGCUGCAGAGGGUGUUUCUGCUGACAAAUGCGCGGACGGGCGUCGUGAGCGAGCUGCGAGAGAGGUUGCUUGAGGACGGGUGGACGGAUGUGUGGUCCAGCUACGACCUGCUGCUUGAUUCGGCGCAGAAGGGCGUGGCUAUGGCGGUCGACAUGUCCAUCGCGGAGAGCGCGGCGGUGUUUUUGGGAAACGGGUUCUCAAGUCUGACCGGGAACGUCGUGAUGCUGAGGUUAGCUAGAGGGCUGGAUCCAAGGACAAUGAGGUUUCUGUAG